This is a messenger RNA of Pararge aegeria (speckled wood butterfly), 2132 nucleotides long. RefSeq names its product protein obstructor-E-like. Gene Ontology annotation, molecular function: chitin binding. Gene Ontology annotation, cellular component: extracellular region. NCBI's taxonomy places the organism in Eukaryota, Metazoa, Arthropoda, Insecta, Lepidoptera, Nymphalidae. The record is from RefSeq and is a predicted model, not a curated record. The transcript is spliced from 6 exons. Bases 101 to 853 code for a protein of 250 amino acids.
AGCCGCUUCCAUUUUCAAACGCGUUGAGAAUUUUUAUUUCGGUUAUUUUUUUUAAGUGCGUGUUGCCAGUUCCUCAGUUUUCAUACAUAUAAACCGCAAAAUGUCGUCGGAACGGUGCUGGGCGAGUCUCGUCGCUCUUGUGGCCAGCUUAGCAGUGAUAUCGUGUGCGCAAGUUGAGGACCCGUGCAAGACCAAAUCCAGAGUGGUCGCCGAUGACAAAUACUGUGACAAAUAUUGGGAGUGCGACGGCGGCCAACCUGUCCAGUACGAUUGUCCCAAUGGCCUGGUCUUUGCUGGAAAACACCGAGGUGUUACCGAGGGAUGCGACUACCCUUGGAGGUCAAAUUACUGCGAAUACCCGAAAGCUCAAAUAAAUCCACCAAUCGGCACUGAACACUGCGACUGGCUGUACGGUAUCUUUGGACACGAAACCUCUUGCACCAGAUACUGGACUUGUUGGAACGGUACCGCUACUGAACAGCUGUGUAUUGGUGGUUUGCUGUACAACGAGAACGCUCACUCUUGCGACUGGCCUGAAAACGUGGAUGGGUGCCAGAAACAUCCUCUCUGCAACGAGGACGCCAACGGCAACGUGCCUUUAGGCAAGUCCUGCAACCGCUACUGGCAGUGUCAAGGCGGGUACCCUCGCCUGCAGCGAUGCCCAGCCAUGCUGGUGUUCGACAGACGCUCCUUACGCUGCGUUGUACCGCCCACAGAAGACUGCGAGAUACCCACAACCACCACACCACAACCGGAAGAAGAAGAUGUGAGACAGAGUCCUCAACAACCAUCAAAGAGGCCGAGCAACAACGAGUACCAAGAUGGACAAGGUCGUCAGAGGCAAAGGAACUAAGAACAUUUUCACGAUAUUAUUAGUUCAUAAGUGUUUCGAAUGGGCAUACAAGUUCUCUGUACCAAAUUUUCCAAUAGACAUCACUUAGAAUUACUACGCUUAGUUUAAAGAUACCUUGAAUCAUUUCUAUCAACUUUUUAAACGCGGAUUCCCAAAACAAAGGCAUUCCAUAGAACCAGUGGCGUGCACUUCAUACAUGCACAAAAGCACUGCCUAACAUAAAUUUUUUGUAUAACUCCUAAAUUCGAAGGAUUUUCCAUUUUCCUGACCAAAAACCCUGUGCACGCCACUGCAUAGAACUGAUAAAAAAUGUGAGCCAACUAUUUUGUUAGGUAGUAAUGUGACAAUUCCCAGCAAGUAGCAUUACGCAUAAAUACCUUGAGGAGUCACUAAAAACUCUUUUUACACCAAGACCGUUAAUUUAAAAAAUUUCAAAAGCAGGCUUUAUAUAGAUUUAAUUAAACUUCGUAAAAUUUUUGAUUUGUCGGUUACGCUAAUUCGGCGGUCAAGACAAUAUAUCGCCUCCAAAAACUAUGGUAAUAAUUUUGUCUUCAUUUUGUUUUGCCCGCUCUGCGACUAUGUCUCAACCGAUAAAUAGACAAUGGCAUCUUUUUGGUUUAUAAAGUCUUAAGAUUGCCUCGACCACAACCAUUUUGACUUUGAAACUCGUUGUGCUAAGUUGGUUAUAGUUUCUAUCGUUAUUCUAUCUACCACGAAGCUGAUUUUCGAAAAAGAUAUUGCCAAAAUAAGAUUAUAUUCGCAUCGUCUUUCAGUGGACUAUUACUGUAGCUCGAGCCUCGACCUAAUUCAUAAAUUAUCAUCAAUAACCUAUCACAGUCCCUGCUGGACUAAAGGUUUCUGCCAACGAAAGGGUUUUCCCAUAAUCAGCACGCUAGGCAGACGGGUUGGGCGUCGCAGUAGAUGGUAGUAGUGGCACAGAGAACGCUGCUGACCGUACUCCGUUUUAUUCCUUCAGUCGCCUCGUACGAGGAGGGGUGGUGACAACUGCAACUGAUCUACCGUCACCACACGACACUUCUCAUUCUAUCAUCGCCAUCCAUUCAACGAGAUAUUGUUUAAAAGUCCAUUUCAUCAAUUCGCCUUUAAUAAGUAAUAUUUAUACUCCAUUAAUUAGUCAUACCUUGUAGUUUUAUUGACUGUAAAAAACUUUAAUCUCUGUCAAAGAAAUACUCAUUUUAAGUUAAUAACGGUAAAGCUGUCAAUGAGUUGUCAUUUUAAUUAGAAUAGUUAAGUUAAUAUAAGUUUAUAUUGUGCUAAU